CUGUUCUCUUGCUUUGGCGAGCACGAGCAACCACUUGACUUUCCUUUCCUCCAAACAAAGACAUGACAGAGAAAUCAAGAUAGACUUCUCAUGAAACUAGUGAAUAUUAAAAGAAAAAAAACCAUGACAAUGGAAUGGGAAGGCCAUCAAGAGAAUGAAACCCACAGAGAUAUCGUGAAUGUAAAUGUGAACAAUGGUGGAUUGAUGUAUGUGAAAGUGAUGACCGAUGAGCAGUUGGAGACUCUCAGGAACCAAAUUGCUGUUUAUGCCUCCAUUUGUGAGCAGCUCGUUGAGAUGCAUAAGAACCUCACCGCCCAGCAAGAUCUUGCAGGUGAUAGGCUGGGGAACCUCUAUUGUGACCCUUUAAUGGCGUCUGGUGGGCACAAAAUUACCGCUAGGCAGCGGUGGACUCCGACACCUGUGCAGCUUCAGAUUCUGGAACGUAUCUUUGAUCAGGGGACUGGAACUCCGAGCAAGCAAAAGAUCAAAGAGAUAGCCUCGGAACUGAAGCAGCAUGGCCAAGUUUCUGAAUCAAAUGUCUAUAACUGGUUCCAAAACAGACGGGCUCGGUCUAAGAGGAAGCAACUGGGGUCAUCAUCCAAAAAUGCUGAAUCAGAACAGGAGACCGAAGUCGAGUCACCGAAUGAGACGAAGACGACGAAGCCUAAGAAUCUUCUCUCUCAGCACAACCCUGCACUUAGAGUUCAAGAACUGUGCUUCCCAAACCCUGAGAUAUCCUCUGAAUUGCAUUUCUUGAGUGUAAUGUCCAAUCCAAAUGCAUACAACGUAGAUGAUCAUUUGUCUGGAAAAAUGGGAAUUCCGGGGACUUACGACAUUUACGACCAGGCGGAAGAUUACGGCAUGGCAGGGUGAGACAUUACAGUCAGGUUGAGCAAACAUGGCGUCCAAGACUCUGGUUGUUGGACCUGUGGAGACGAAAGAAUUCGGUUUAAUCAUGGAACAAUAGCAUGCUUAACAUAGUAAAGCUAAUUACUUCCUAGUAUGAUUGUGCCAUUGUGAUUUGACUUUGUUUUCUUGGUUGUUUCGUUAAUAGGAGGAAACCCAUGAAUGUUUUGGCGAGUUCUUCCUUGAAAUUAUGAUCGUGCUUGAUUUU
Hibiscus syriacus is the source of this 1114-nucleotide messenger RNA. RefSeq names its product WUSCHEL-related homeobox 13-like. Gene Ontology annotation, molecular function: DNA binding; DNA-binding transcription factor activity. The coding region runs from base 91 to 873 and encodes 260 amino acids. The record is from RefSeq and is a predicted model, not a curated record. The transcript is spliced from 3 exons. NCBI's taxonomy places the organism in Eukaryota, Viridiplantae, Streptophyta, Magnoliopsida, Malvales, Malvaceae.